Chroicocephalus ridibundus (black-headed gull) is the source of this 7165-nucleotide messenger RNA. It is a transcript of the gene WDR26, whose product is annotated as WD repeat domain 26. Gene Ontology annotation, cellular component: GID complex. The transcript is spliced from 14 exons. Gene Ontology annotation, biological process: proteasome-mediated ubiquitin-dependent protein catabolic process. Gene Ontology annotation, molecular function: protein binding. Lineage: Eukaryota; Metazoa; Chordata; Aves; Charadriiformes; Laridae. The record is from RefSeq and is a predicted model, not a curated record. The coding region runs from base 532 to 2403 and encodes 623 amino acids.
GUCCCGGCCCGGACUCCAUUAGGCUGCAGCUGGGCUGAGAGAAGACAAACCCAGCGGGCAGCGAGCGGAGCGGGCCGGGCGCCUGGGGCUGCCGGGCGGGGGCUCAGGGCAGCGGCGGCCGCCAUCGCCAGAGGGAGCCCCGAGCGGGCGGCGGCGCUGCCUCCGGGACCCCCGGGGGGCACAGGGCCCCGCUCCGCCUCCCCUCACCCCCGCCGCCCCCCCCUUCCCCCCCCCCCCCCCCCGCCUCCCCCCUCCUCGCCCCCCCGGCUUCCCACCACGGCCGCUCUCGGCGAGGAAACUCUGGCCUCCGCUUCCUCCUCCUCCGACUCGGACACCGGCGGAGCCUCCCCGCCCCCGCGGAAGAAAGCCCGGGCCUCCCCGGCGGCGGCGGUGGAGGGAGCAGGAGAGCCCGGGGCUUCCGCGGGCAGAGCAGGCCUCACCUCGUCCCAGUCCCCCUCGCUCCCCGCCGGGCUCGCCCCCGCCGCCGCCCCGCACAGAGGCAGCAGCAGCAGCAGCGGCGUCGGCAGCGCCAUGCAGGCUAACGGGGCAGGAGGGGGCCAGCAGCAGCAGCAGCAGCCGCCGCAGGGGCCGGCGGGCCCGGAGCUGGGCUGCCUGGGCGCCCAGAACGGCGAGGCCUCGGCGGGCACGGCCGCCGGCGACCAGCUGGCCCACGCCAACGGGCUGCUGCCCUCGGCCAACAGCGGUGGCGGCAGCCCCGGUGGCCUCAGCGUCAACAACGGGGUGCCCGCCGCCGGGGGCCCCGGCCCGGCCGCCGCGGAGCUCGGGGGCGGCGGCGGCAGCGCCCUGAAGAAGAAGAAGCGGCUCUCGCAGUCCGAUGAGGACGUGAUCCGGCUGAUCGGGCAGCACCUUCACGGCCUGGGCCUCAACCAGACUGUUGAUCUUCUCAUGCAAGAGUCAGGAUGUCGUUUAGAACAUCCUUCUGCUACCAAAUUCCGCAAUCAUGUCAUGGAAGGAGAAUGGGAUAAGGCUGAGAACGACCUGAAUGAACUUAAGGCCUUAGUGCAUUCUCCGCAUGCAAUUGUGAGGAUGAAGUUUUUGCUGCUGCAGCAGAAGUACCUGGAAUACCUGGAGGAUGGCAAGGUCCUGGAGGCACUUCAAGUUCUACGCUGUGAACUGACGCCUCUGAAAUACAAUACAGAACGCAUUCAUGUCCUCAGUGGGUAUCUGAUGUGUAGCCAUGCAGAAGACUUGCGUGCAAAAGCAGAGUGGGAAGGGAAAGGAACAGCUUCCAGAUCUAAACUUUUGGACAAACUCCAGACGUAUCUACCCCCAUCAGUGAUGCUUCCUCCAAGGCGUUUACAGAACCUGCUACGUCAGGCCGUGGAACUACAACGGGACCGGUGCCUAUAUCAUAAUACCAAACUAGAUAGUAAUCUAGAUUCUGUCUCGCUGCUAAUAGAUCAUGUUUGUAGUAGGAAACAGUUCCCAUGCUAUACACAGCAGAUACUAACGGAGCACUGUAAUGAAGUGUGGUUCUGUAAAUUCUCCAAUGACGGCACUAAACUAGCAACGGGAUCUAAGGACACAACUGUUAUUAUAUGGCAGGUUGAUCCAGAUACUCACCAGCUAAAACUACUUAAGACGUUAGAAGGUCAUGCAUAUGGUGUCUCUUAUAUUGCUUGGAGUCCAGAUGACAACUAUCUUGUUGCCUGUGGCCCAGAUGAUUGUUCUGAGCUUUGGCUCUGGAAUGUACAAACUGGGGAGCUGAGGACAAAGAUGAGCCAAUCUCACGAAGACAGUUUAACAAGUGUGGCCUGGAAUCCUGAUGGGAAGCGUUUUGUAACGGGAGGUCAGCGUGGGCAGUUCUAUCAGUGUGAUUUAGAUGGUAAUCUGCUUGACUCCUGGGAAGGGGUGAGAGUACAAUGCCUUUGGUGCUUGAGUGAUGGGAAAACUGUUCUAGCGUCGGACACACACCAGCGAAUUCGGGGUUAUAACUUUGAGGAUCUUACAGACAGGAACAUAGUGCAAGAAGAUCACCCUAUUAUGUCGUUUACUAUUUCAAAAAAUGGCCGUUUAGCUUUGUUAAAUGUAGCAACUCAGGGAGUUCACUUAUGGGACUUACAAGACAGAGUUUUAGUGAGAAAGUAUCAAGGUGUUACACAAGGAUUUUACACAAUUCACUCAUGUUUUGGAGGUCAUAAUGAAGAUUUCAUUGCGAGUGGCAGUGAAGAUCACAAAGUAUAUAUUUGGCACAAGCGUAGCGAGCUGCCAAUUGCGGAGCUGACAGGGCACACGCGUACUGUUAAUUGUGUGAGCUGGAACCCACAGAUUCCAUCCAUGAUGGCCAGCGCCUCUGAUGAUGGCACUGUUAGAAUAUGGGGACCAGCGCCUUUCGUAGACAACCAGGAUAUUGAAGAGGAAUGCAGUAGCAUGGAUAGUUGAUGGCGAAUUUGGAGCAGACGACUUCAGUUUAACUUAAUUAGUCGUAUUUUAAAUGGCUUGGGAUUUGGUGCAAACAAACAUGAUUGAUAGCUGGACAGACAUGCUCGUCAUGAAAAAGAACCAUUUCUGAAGCCCGGUUGGGGCCAAACAUUUACCACCUUGCUUCAUAGUAACCAGUCGAGAUGAAGCACGUCGUUAGAACGUUGUUGGACACCGUGUUGAAAUUACCCCCCCAUCGGUUGUGAAGAACUGUGCUACAUUCAGGCUAACCAUUGAACUCAAUAUAUAUAUUUUUCCCUCCUGCCUUUUUGUCUGGCAGGCUACUGUUCUUGUUGCUCUUCUGUGUAAUGAAGUUUAAAUGCUUGUUUGGAACACUUUAUUUAACAGUUUAGAAGGCUUGAUAGAAAGAGUGCUUUAGUCUGAAGAGUAUACAUUGGAUAGGAAAGUAUUUCCUUCUCUUGUUUCUCAAGUCUCUCUCCGCCUUACUUAGCUUGAGAUCUUUGCAGCUUGGUUCAUGGAUUCUAGCCUUGCCCGUUGCGCAGUAUAUAUCAAUUGAGAUGAUAAACCAAUGAACUAUGUCAAAAGCACUCUCAGUAUCACAUUUGACAAAAAGUUUUGUACUUUUCACAUAGCUCGUUGCCCUGCAAAAGGGGUUAACAGCACAAUUUUUUAAAAAUAAAUUAUUUAUAGGAUUAAAAUGACUUCAUUUGUAUACAUUUGGAAUUAAAACAAUGCAAGAAGUGUCGUGAAACAUGGUAUCACGGAUGCUUUUCUGGAGUGUCUUGAGACCCAAUCAAAAGCAGUGGCUGGAAGGAGCUUUACGUAGGCAGUGAAGCUUGUUUUGGAAGGAGAAACUCACUGUCCAUCUUUAGAGAUAUUUAGGAAAAAAGCAUUCAGAGUGCAGCACCAGGCUAAGAGUUUAAACAAGACAAGGUCUUUUGGGUUUUUUUAAUUACAUAAAUGUGUGUAACAAUGCUGGUAAAAGGUAGACUACACCUCGAGGGAAGAACGUGUUGAAUCCUUUCUUCACAAAGUCAACAUUUUGUAAAAGUAAUUAACAUACAGAUCGUAAUUAAACACUUGUAUUAUGGUGGAGAUCUUUCUUUGUUUGAUAAACAAAGGUGUAUAGAUUAUUUUCUUUUUGAGAUUAUACUUUUAAGUUUGCAGAUUUAAAUGCCUCUCCCAGGCCUUGUUGCGAGUUGGUGCUGUGAACAUCUUGACACAUCUAGGAAUAGUUCCACUAAUAUCCCAUGUCAAGAAAAGAGAAAGACAUUUAUAAUUUAAGUAUUUAUUCUUUUUGACAUAAACAGAUGGCCUCUGUGCUUCUGCACUACACAAAAAUUCAUUAUGGGAUGGCACUGGAUUCCCUUUUGCCACCUUGGGUGGAAAGGUAGUGUUGGUACUGCUGUGGAGUAAAGAGGGAGCAGGGAAAGGCAUGCCACCGAGAACUGAUGUGAACAGGAGUGUGGACUUCAUCCUUUAAUGAGAUAAUGAUCUAGUGUCCUUAUUAGUCAUGUGUGGAAGAAGGGUGGGGGAAGGUUUGCUGGAGUUCCUGGGAAGAGAAGUGUAGCCACUUUGACGAAUGGGAAUGUGGUGCUUAACAUAAACAGUCCCUUUUUUCUUUCCCAAACAAAGUGAAGCUUAGCAGGUUAGACUUUUUUUUUUUUUGUUUUCUUGCCUUGUGUGUAAACUUAAUUCUGAUACUUUGGUUAAGACCAGCCCUGAAUCUGACACACUGCUCUUUUAGUACCUCCAAAAUGAAGUAGGAACUUAACAUUCUUAGCAAACUAUACAUUUGCCUUAAAAUUAAGGUGAAUUUCUUGGGUGGCAGUUGCUGUUCCACAGUACUGGGAAUACCUGCGUCAACUUAAAACUACAGAUUGGUUCCUUCUUCCGUUGGCUAGUUCUGGAGGAAGCUCUUUGUUUCUCUUCCUAGUUGAGACAGCGUAAGAGUAGUCAGUCUUGUUCCUGUGGCAUCAGGGUUGUAGGGAAACAGACAAUUUCCUAAGUUCAAAUUUGAGUAAGCUGAACCUUUGGGUUUUAAAUAAAAAUUGAGUACCUAAAUUGUAAACAGUGUUUUACGUGUUCAAAACAUGGUAUAAUUCAUAAGCAAUGCCAGUAUGUGAAUCUUUGGAAGUUACCCUAGUGUUGUCUUACUCUGGAACUUACGUUUCCAAACAAAACAUUGUUUAGGGAGAGUCAGGAGCAUCAUCCUGGUUUUGAUGUCUCUUAACAAUGUCUCAUACGAUGGUCUGGUGCUCCUUGCUUACCUCGUGCUCAUGGGACUUCAGUGGGAGCGUUAGGCAGGUGGUGAAGGCUGGAUCAAAUCUCUCAAGUUUAGACUUAAAGCCUCAUACGCACUUCAACAGGCAUUUUUAACGUGGUGGCCGUAUCUAACCAAAGUGAGACUCCUUCCCUGGUACAAGCUGUGUCGGGGCGUGGAUGGGCUGAUGCCUACGUUCCACGGCAAUAUGUUCUAAUUAGAAAUCUAAGCUUAUUACUUUUUGCCAAAAUACCGCCCCUCCGUUCUGGGGUUUCCCUUCUGGACUUGGUUUGCACCUCUCAAAUACGACUCAGAUAUUUAGAAGCAGAGUUAGGGGGAAGCACGUGUUCUGAUAUCUUCACUUUAGUUUCAUGGUGCAAUUAUGCAACGAGAAGGAAAGCUCCGUUUCCGGAGCGUGUCAGUAAGAGCAUGUUUUAUAGCUGUCUGCUGCUCGCAGGGGAUGAGCAGAGAGGAAAGAAAGGUGAGAGGAAUCUUCAUUUGCCCACACUACUUGGUCACUGACGUGUUAGAUCUAGCGGUAACAACUGCCAUUCCAACCUCUAGAUUAAAGGAGGAACCUAAACUAUUGCUAACGUGUCACGUAUUCACAAUAUGUGAAUUGAAAAGUACCAAUACUUUUUGUGCACAGACUAUAAAAUGAGACUAUGGGGGGGGGGGGGGGGGGGACCAAGUUUGCUCAUUUGCAACACGUUGAUUUCCAUGUGCUUAAAAAUGUUCAUAGGCUGGAGCCUAAGGCUGGAACAAGUACACACCCGCAAUAAAUCGCUGUAUUUCUAGUCAACAGACCCAUGGUUUUAGAGGAAAAUACUGUAAGCGUGUACUCCUUUUGUAACUUUUCUCUGGUUGGCUGUUGGCUUAAAAUAUUCACAGUGGCCCCAGGUUAUUGUUGAGGCAGAUCUUUGAGAGGGGAAAAAAAAAAAAAAAUUAUGCCGAAGCAUUUUAUUAUCAGAAUGUUCUUUAGCCGUUCAGGUAAGUAAUUUUCAAGGCACAAUGGAGCAUAAAAGGGAAAAUGCUAGAUUUGUCCUUGUUUUGGAGGGGAGGGUAGUGGGGGGGAAAUGACACCUUUGUUUUAAAUUCCCUCUAUCUUUUCUAAAGUUCUCCAACUUUUAAAGUUAACUUCUUUUUAUGAUUAGAGCAAAGAUGCAACCUAGAAAUCUAUCCAGAUCUUGCCAGUUACUUCUCAACUUGCCUUCAAACAGGUAACGUUUAAUAAAACUCAGUACGUUCUUGGGAGUUUGUGUCUAGUUGGAUAAUCUUACACUGCUAAGCGAUACUCCCAGCCCAAAUCAGUCUUGAAGGCUUCCUUAGCAGGAAAGCGGGACUCGUACAGUUAGCUGUAGUUUGAGGGGAGAUGUUGUAGACCCAAACGGGGAGGGGACAUAGAGAAUGAGGAAUGGACGUAAAAAGCAGGAUUUACUGACCAACAGAUAAACUACUGUAACUCAAGGGGGAGGAGGAAAAAAUGCACUUUCAAUAGUUUGUCCGUAUUUUUAGCUACAAAAUACGCUUCUAUCUAAUUUUUUUUUUUAUUUGAGACAACUAUUAAGAGGAACACCCAUCCCAUAAAUGGCUAAUCCUCUUUUUGACCUCCUCCUGACUUUUCCACGUUGGCUUGAGCCCAUUUUCAGCUGCCGUACUUAAUUUUGAAAACUGCUACUUUUAACUAUGUUUAGAAAGGAAAAAAAAAAAAAAAAAUCCAAAUCAUUAACUCCGACACUUUUUUCUAAACAGGGUGGACUUAAUUGAAGUGUGCAGUGUUGAACUACUGCUGCAGUAGCUGCCUCUAGUUGUUGAAAUAAACUGUAGACAAGUUUUCUGUCUAUUAAUCCAGAUAAUCUGGAUUCAAUACAAUGCCUGUGCGCGUGUUCCUCCCGCCUGGUAUGAAUGUGCGUGUGCGUGUGUUCCGUGAACAGACAGAGAACCAAAUGUUCUAGGUACUUGUCAUGUUUUAUUGCAUACUUUUAAGUCGUGUGUAUGUGAAGUGUCCUUUGACCAGAAGGUUUUUGGUUAAUAUCAGUAUAUUUUUAUAAAUUUGAAAUUCAUCGUGCCCCAUCUUUUUUUUUUUCUUUUUUUUUUUCUUAAAACACUUUUUUUUUCAUUGUUAGGGUAUAUGUGCUAGAUUGGAAUCUUUAACAUUUUUAGGCACAGAUGGAAAAAGUUAUUGGCUCCUUGAAAACAUAUGGGACAAAAUGGAUCCUCAAAGCAUGUAUGUACUUACAAACCAAGCUGUAGAGAUCACGAAAAGAAGUUUUAUUGUUGAUCUCAAGAUUUCUAAAUUGUCAAGAUUUAUAUGGAGUUGUGGUGGAACUAGUUAACACUUAGAGCUUUUGGUAUGUAAUGACUAUUUGCUAUGGACUGAUAUUAAAUGUUUCAAAGGAUUGCGUUCUUAAACUUUCUGGAUUUUUGUUACUCUCCUCGGAUUAUAUUAAGUAGUUAAAAAUUUCUUUGCUAUAUUACAUUAAAAACAUAAGAACUUUG